Molecule: messenger RNA, 1899 nt
Organism: Xenopus tropicalis (tropical clawed frog)
Lineage: Eukaryota; Metazoa; Chordata; Amphibia; Anura; Pipidae
Gene: npy5r
Product: neuropeptide Y receptor Y5
Biological process (GO): signal transduction; G protein-coupled receptor signaling pathway
Cellular component (GO): membrane; plasma membrane; synapse
Molecular function (GO): neuropeptide Y receptor activity; G protein-coupled receptor activity
Source: RefSeq, marked provisional
GCAACUCUUUGGCUCCUUCCAUCGAUAUUAAUAUAUGCCGCUAUAUACAACUAGUGGACAGUGACUGGAUUUCAGCAGACACAUUCGAGGGCUUUGUGGGUUUAAUGUGCGAAGGCUCUAAUACCACUAAAUAUCCAUGUCAGUGCUCCUGGAUCUAUAGGAACCGCUCCACCCAUACCCUAAAUUGUAAGCAGAACAUAUCUACAAUGGACUUUUCAUGGUGGAGUGUUGAGAACAGAGAGCUGUGAAAUGGAUUUGGAGAUAGAAGACGUCAACAACAGAACCGUUACGAAAGAUGAAAACUCUACAUCUGAAACUAGAGACUCCAGCUUUCCUGAAUGGGAGGAUUAUAACAGCAGCGUUGACGACAUCAGAUACUUUCUUAUUGGUCUGUACACCUUUGUGAGUCUCCUUGGUUUCAUGGGAAAUUUACUCAUCCUGCUGGCUAUUUUCAAAAAACGUAAACAAAAGACUAUAAUAAACUACCUCAUUGGGAACUUGGCGUUUUCUGAUAUUUUGGUUGUUCUUUUCUGUUCACCUUUCACCCUUACAUGUGUCUUGCUGGACCAGUGGAUCUUUGGAGAAGUCAUGUGCCAUGUUGUGCCUUUCCUUCAAUGCGUAUCAGUUCUUAUUUCCACCUUGAUGCUCAUGUCCAUUGCUUUGGUCAGAUACCACAUGAUAAAGCAUCCUCUUUCUACAAAUUUAACUGCAAACCAUGGCUACUUUUUGAUAGCAACGGUGUGGACGCUUGGAUUCACUAUCUGCUCUCCUUUGCCGGUUUUUCACAAAAUAAUCAAUUUGAGAGAGGCAUUCAACUUGGACUCGCUGAUUAAUAGUUACUUGUGCAUAGAGUCAUGGCCAUCUGAUUCAUACAGAAUUGCUUUUACUAUUUCUUUAUUGCUUGUGCAAUACAUAUUGCCAUUGUCUUGUCUAACCAUAAGUCACACCAGUGUUUGUAGGAGCAUUGGUUCCAGGUUACCAAGCAGAGAUACUAAAGUCGAAGAAAACGAAAUGAUAAAUCUAACUCUUCAGCAGCCUAAAAAUCAUCGUUCCGAACUGGAAAUUUCGAGCAGCCGCAGGUGGAGUUACUCUUGUGUGCGCAAGCACCGAAGGCGAUACAGCAAAAAGUCUGCUAGUGUAGUCCCAGCAAUUCUGCGGCGGAAUCAAGAAAGUAACACCGGGGACAUUCCAGAAACAUCUAUGACAGAGAGGAGUCACACACUUCCUUCGAGUGUAUACUUGCCUGGAGUGCCCAUUUGCUUUGAAAUGAAGCCUGAAGAAAACUCUGAAAUGCAUAAUAUGAUUUCAGUCUCUAAAUCCAUAACGCGAAUAAGGAAAAGGUCAAGGCGAGUUUUCUGUCGGCUCACUAUUUUGAUCAUAGCUUUCGCUGUCAGUUGGAUGCCACUUCACCUCUUUCACCUUGUAACUGAUUUUAAUGCCAAUUUAAUUUCCAAUCGACACUUUAAAUUAGUGUACUGUAUCUGCCACUUGCUUGGCAUGGUCUCCUGUUGCCUAAACCCCAUACUGUAUGGAUUUUUAAAUGAUGGCAUAAAAGCUGAUUUGAUGUCUCUUAUAAAAUGUUUCCAAAUAUCAUAAUAUGUAUAUAUGCACACAUACACAUACAUAUAUAUUUUUUCACACAGACACUAUAAAUAAAAAAAUCACACAGUUUUCACUUGUAUAGUACCACAAAUAGUGGCUAAAUGUUCAGUGGGUUCAGUGUCUUCAGGUUUUGUAUAAAAAAAGUCAGUAUUUUAAAUGGUUGAUUAUAAAAUCAGCCUGACAGCUUGUAUACGAUCAAAUAAAUAUAUAUGUAUAUUAUAACUCCAUGCAUCAUAUGAUCUCUGUGAGGUUAAUAACUACUAUUCUUGUGUGUAAAGAAAUAAAUGGUUUUAAAAA